AUGGCCAGCGCACUGCCAGACAGCGCUGCGUCGUACGAGGAAGCAGUGGCAGCGCGGCGGAACCGCUUCAGGCCGUCUCGCGACUCCCUCUCUCGCUCGUCGACCUACUCGAUCGACCCGGUCUUCACCAUCCCACACUCGGGCACGCACAUCCACGCCUUUGCAGCAGCACCAUGCUCGUCGCACCUCUACACAGGCGGGAGCGACGGAUUCGUGCGGCGGUACGCUCUUCACGCGACUCUGAACGGGACAGGCGUCGACAACCCGCUCGUGCCGAACCUCACGAGCAAGCCGGGCGGUCACGAACGGCCGCCUGGGACCGACAUGCGGUCGGCUGUCCUGAGCGGAUACUGGGAGAACGAGGAACCGGCAGACUGGAUGGACGACUUGCUCUCGCCCGACGGGGACGCGCAGCAUGACAAGCUCGCAAAGGUCAAGUGGGGACCCAAGUCGAGCGCACUGGGUCCGCAGAGUGCGGUGCACAGUCUCGCCGUCCAGCGGGAAGAGCUGUGGGGUCUAAGCGGGACUUCGAGAGGCUCCAUCAACCUCUGGACAGUCCGCCACGACGAAGGCCAGAUCCGGCACGUCUUCCGCCCCGACGCCUCCUCCUCCUCUUCCUCCACAACACCGCAAGGCCACUCUUCCAAAGCCGCAGUCUCAGCUCUCGCACUCGACCACGACGAGACGGGUUUCUUGAGCGGCGGCUGGGACGGUCGGAUAUUUGAAUGGGACCUCCACACCGGCUCCUCCACACGCUCCUUCCACGCUCACAACGCCCAAAUAACAUCCGUCGCGUUCCGACCGCUCAGACCACCUAUACCGCUCGAGACGGGGGAUGGGGACGUGGAGAUGCGGGAGGAUGAGGGCGAGUGGGUCGAUGCGCCGGGGAGGGUGAGGGUUGAUGAGGUUGGAGGUGAGAGGAAGAGGAAGGGAGCGGGCAAGGCUGAGGAGGUGAAGGAAGCGGGUGAGGAUGCAGAUGCUGAUGCGGAUGCCGAUGCGGAUGCGGAUGCGGAAGGCGAGGUGGACGACUUGACGAACCCACACUCGAUCCUUCCUUCUCGACCGGAUCCAGGGAAGGACAUCCCGCUCGUCGGCGCAGGAAAGGCGGAUCCAGGGGAACUUAGCCGCGACGUAUUUCUCAGUACAGGGCUGGACGGGAUAAUUGUAUUGUGGGACCGACGGGCGGGUGAGGCGCAGGGUGGUACGAAGGGCGCGGUGGGGAAGUUUGCGGCGUUUGACGGACGAGGAGGCAAGAGCGGUGCGCGCUGUACUUCGGCUUGCUGGUCACCCUCGGGCUCGCACAUCUACGUCGCCCGCCGCUCGCCCUCGAUCCAAAUCUACGACCUCCGUUCCGCCUCUCCGCUCUCCACCCUCUCCCUUCCGACAUCAACAGGGCCCGUCAGUGCCGUCGCCGCCCUCCCGAAUGGCCGCCACCUGCUCAGCGCAAGUUGGGAUUGCGUGCGGUUAUGGGAUGUCGAGCGGGCAAUGGAGGCUGUUGCGGCGGAGUCGUCGAUGGAAGCGGGUGAUGGGAAGGCGACGAUGCCUCUGGGAGCGACGGUCGUACCAGGACACUACGGCGGGACUGUCAGCCAGCUUCACGUCGACCCGACAUGUCGCUGGAUGUUCACGACGUCGGGCAACCGCGCAUGGGAAGGCACGUCGACGGAGAACCUCGUUAUUCACGAGAUGAAGACCGUUGCAGCGGCUUAG
Molecule: messenger RNA, 1710 nt
Organism: Rhodotorula toruloides NP11
Lineage: Eukaryota; Fungi; Basidiomycota; Microbotryomycetes; Sporidiobolales; Sporidiobolaceae
Product: transcription factor Spt8
Exons: 5
Coding region: 1-1710 (569 amino acids)
Biological process (GO): chromatin organization; regulation of transcription by RNA polymerase II
Cellular component (GO): SAGA complex
Molecular function (GO): transcription coregulator activity; TBP-class protein binding
Source: RefSeq, a predicted model, not a curated record